This is a messenger RNA of Rhopalosiphum padi (bird cherry-oat aphid), 1734 nucleotides long. RefSeq lists its product as uncharacterized. Lineage: Eukaryota; Metazoa; Arthropoda; Insecta; Hemiptera; Aphididae. The transcript has 6 exons. The record is from RefSeq and is a predicted model, not a curated record. Bases 187 to 612 code for a protein of 141 amino acids.
UUUCUCACCGACUAUCUUGGAAUAGGGAUGUUCUUACUUCAUGUUUCUAUAUCUAAAGCACUUCAUUUAAUUAAUUAUUCAAAUAAUUUCUUUUAAUUUUAAUUUCUUUUUUGUUUCUUUAAACUUCUAUUUUUAUUUAAAUUUCAUUGUUAUUACUUGUAACACGUUCGAUUCAUACACGACGAAAUGUACGCGGUAAAAACACCCAGCAAAUACAUGACAGCGAAAACUAGAAGAGGCAUCCGUCACAGUUUUGAUCGACUCGAUUCUUUCCGAGAAAAUUUAAAAAAAGUUAAUGGAACAGAAGAAGAAGAACUACCAUCUCCUGAACCAAAGCCGGUAUUUCAUUCUAAUGGCCAUCGUAAGGCUUUAAACAAGUGUCCUCCUUCACCCCAAGAUGUUUUAAGUCCCCAACACGAAAAACUCAUACACUAUAUCAAUGACUCUUGGCACUCAGUUAUAGAAGAUGAAGAAUCAUCUAAAAGUUCACAAAAAAUAAUUUACUUCAAACCCGAAAACACUGCUGAAGUUCUAAAUGGUUUUCAAGCAUUUGAUUUAGACACAUAUUGGAUCAAACGUUUAUACAACAAUAUCACUAAAUCAGUGCCAUAAAUAUUUGGUAUAGUGAAUAUUUUUUAGAAAUUAUUUUACCAGACUCGCCCAUAGCUCACAAUGUAUCAAAGACAUGAACACUUGCGCGAAUAAUUAGUCAUUAUUGUGUACAAAAUCGUAGAAAUGAAUCUAUGUCUUUAAACACUGAAUGGGACAGGAGGGAAAAUAUGGCAACUAGUAGUUAAUUAGUAUUACCUAGAAGUAGAAUUUAAUGUUAUAAAAGUACCAACUUAAAAAUAUUAUUGUAAAAGUAUUGAUUUUAGUUAAUUGUUGUUUCCUCGUAAUGAACUGUUGUUUGUUUAUAGUUAUUAUUAUUUUUUUUAUAAUUAUUAUUAUUAUUAUUAUUAUUGUCACAUUAUUAUACAAAUUUAUGUUGUGAGUUAUCUGAACAAGACUGAAAUUUGUGUAAAAAAAAAAUACUUGAUGUGCAAUCAUUUUAUUUUUAAUCCUUAUUGUUUUGAAUAUUAUGAGACUUAAAGCCAAUAUUUUGCUGUUUGUUAAAGUUUGAAGUUACUUUUUAUUGUCUGUAAAAAAUAUUAUAUAAUAAUUAAUUCCCAAUAAUCACAAAUACUGGCUUUUUGUCUCAUUUAUGUAAAAUAAUUAUUUAAAAACAAGUUUUCCUUAUUUAUCCAUUAUUUAUUUUUGAAAAUUAUUUAAACAAGGGGGAACAUACAAAAUAGAAUUGUUAUUUCAAUAAAUUAUGAAUUUUGCCUAAUCAACAUUUACUUGCUUUGGUAAAAACAAACAAUUAGUUCCUAGGAAAUUAUUGUUGUAUAUCAAUUCAAUUAUUUUUUUAAUAAACAGCAAAGACUGCCGAGCUUUUAAAAUACUAUUUAAAGUCUCGUAUUAUAGAUCAAAACUUUAUUUGAAUUGAUAUACUAAUAUUAAAUAUUUUUUUUAUAAAUUGUUAUUAGCUACUGAUAUUUGUAAUUAAAAAAAAUUGUUAGAUGUUCAAAUGAUUUGUUUAGUUGUUGGCAAUAACUUAUAUUUAUUAAAUAGUUAUCAAAAGUUGCUAUACUACAUUUUAUAAAUAAAUGCGUUAAUUGUUUUAUGUACAACUGAAAAAUGUUAUAAAUUAGUAUGCUUUAUUUGAAUGAAUAUAUGUAUAGUAAUUUAAUGUUA